GGGCGGGCUCGGGGGCUGCUCCCGACGGGGCUCCGCUCCCGGACCGCCCCCCCGCAACCACCGGGGCCGAGAGCCGGGGGUAGGGAUGGGGCUCGGCGUGUGCGGGCGGACGGGCCGCUUUCCCCGGCCCGGGUGGAGCGAAGGGAGAGGGGAGAGCGGCCCGGUCCUCCAGGCUCCCACAAUCCUUCGCGGCCGGCGCGCUGUCCCCCCGCCUCUAUGGUUGGGGCACAUGCUCCCUGCGUGGGGCCGGCGCGGUCUCCUCCCGGCCUCGUCAGCAGAGCGGGGCCUCCCGCCGCCCCCGGCACCCCCGGCAUGGCCCCCCCCCCAGGUAACGUGGUGGACAGCCAGUCCCCCAGGCUGCUGGCAAAUCAGCUGAGAUGGGACCUGACGGCCGAACAGAUCGAGACCAUGGCUGCAGAGCUCACCGAGAGGACGAAGCUCGUGUACGACCGGGUGGGCUCCCAGGAGCAGGGCGAGGUGUCCUAUGAAAACACCCUCAAGGCACUGGCAGAUGUGGAAGUGGAAUAUACGGUCCAUCGGAACAUGCUGGACUUCCCCCAGCACGUCUCUCCCUGCAAAGACAUCCGUGCGGCGAGCACCGAGGCCGACAAGAAGCUCUCGGAGUUCGACGUGGAGAUGAGCAUGAGGCAGGACGUGUACCAGAGGAUUGUCUGGCUCCAGGAGAAAGCAGAGAGCGCUUCCCUGAAGCCUGAAGCCAAGAGGUACCUGGAGAGGCUGAUCAAACUGGGGAAGAGAAAUGGUCUCCAUCUCCCUGAGGAAACGCAGGAGAAAAUCAAAGCUAUUAAGAAAAAGCUGAGCAUCCUUUGCAUAGACUUCAACAAGAAUCUCAACGAAGACACCACGUUUUUGCCCUUCUCCAAGGAGGAACUGGGGGGGCUCCCUGAGGACUUCCUCAACUCCCUGGAGAAGACGGAGGAUGGCAAGCUGAAAGUCACCUUGAAAUACCCGCACUAUUUCCCUCUCCUGAAGAAGUGCUACGUGCCCGAGACAAGGAGGAAGGUGGAGGAAAUGUUCAACUCCAGGUGCAAAGAGGAGAAUUGCUUGAUCCUCAAGGAGCUGGUGGACUUGCGGGCUCAGAAAGCCAGUCUGCUGGGCUUCAACACACAUGCAGACUUCGUGCUGGAGAUGAACAUGGCUAAAAGCAGCAAGACAGUGGCCACCUUCCUGGACGAGCUGGCCCAGAAGCUGAAACCCCUCGGGGAGAAGGAACGGGCUGUGAUCCUGGACCUGAAAAAGAAAGAGUGCGAGAAGCGUGGCCUGGAGUUUGACAACCGCAUCAACGCCUGGGACAUGCGCUACUACAUGAACCAGGUGGAGGAGACCAAGUACAGCGUGGACCAGAACCUGCUGAAGGAGUACUUCCCCAUGCAGGUGGUCACCACUGGCCUGCUGGCCAUCUACCAGGAGCUGCUGGGGCUCACCUUCCACCUGGAAGAGAAGGCUCAGGUCUGGCACGAGGAUGUCCAGCUCUACACGGUGAAGGACACCUCCUCCGGGGAGACCAUUGGCAAAUUCUACCUGGACCUGUACCCACGGGAGGGGAAAUACGGGCACGCGGCCUGCUUCGGCCUGCAGCCCGGCUGCCUCUUGCCAGACUCCAGCCGGCAGAUCUCGGUGGCUGCCAUGGUGGCCAAUUUCACCAAGCCCACCCCAGAUGCACCCUCCCUGCUGCAGCACGAUGAGGUGGAAACCUACUUCCACGAAUUUGGGCACGUCAUGCACCAGCUGUGCUCUCAGGCGGAGUUUGCCAUGUUCAGUGGGACACACGUGGAGCGGGACUUCGUGGAGGCGCCGUCGCAGAUGCUGGAGAACUGGGUGUGGGAGAAGGAGCCGCUGCUGCGCAUGUCCAGGCACUACAAAACUGGAAGCCCCAUCCCCGAUGAGCUGUUGGAAAAGCUCAUUAAAUCCCGGCAGGCAAACACAGGGCUCUUCAACCUGCGUCAGAUCGUCCUGGCCAAGGUGGACCAGGCGCUGCACACCCAGACGAAGGCCGACCCCGUGGAGGUGUUUGCCCGGCUGUGUGAGGAGGUGCUGGGUGUCCCUGCCACCCCAGGUACAAACAUGCCCGCCACGUUUGGCCACUUGGCUGGAGGCUACGAUGCCCAGUACUAUGGCUACCUCUGGAGCGAGGUGUACUCCAUGGAUAUGUUCCACACACGCUUCAAGCAGGAGGGGAUCAUGAACUGUAAGGUGGGCAUGGAUUACAGGAAUUGCAUCCUGCACCCCGGGGGUUCCCUGGAUGCUUCUGACAUGCUGAAGAAGUUCCUGGGCCGCGAGCCCAAGCAGGACGCCUUCCUGGCCAGCAAAGGACUGAAGGUGGAGAGCAACUCGCUGCCUUCAGCCUGCUGAGGACCUGCCCCAGCCCGGUUCGAGUCACGCCACCUCCUUUCUCUCCACACCAAGCCCUCUCGGGACAAGCCAUCCCAUGUCCUCCUGUCACCAAACGUGUCCUGGGCCAGCCCCUGCCUGGAGCUGCUCCUCCAGGAUCUGCUUCCCAGCUCAGCCUGGGCUUCAGGAGCCGGGAUCAGCCCUGGUCCAGGGCCCCGCGGUGACAGCUCUGCAAAGGGACUGAAUCCCCUUUGUCACCCCCCGCCCCGUCGAGGGGAACGGGGCUCUCGGUGGCCCCCACACAAAUUGGCUGAACUUUGAACCUGAUUUCUGCACGAAGGGUGAGUUUCAGCCUCAUUUAGAGCUGGGGAGGAGGGCGAGAGGAGUUACCAAACUUGAAAAAUUGUUUUAAAAUCCCUUCUUUUUAAGAGAUGAGACUUCCCCCCGGGCUGGGCUUGGUUUGUGCCCCAGGACAGAGCUCACUGUCCGGAGCAUCAAACAAGCAGCCUGAGAAGCUGCGCUGGGAGUCGUGCUCCCCCCAGCUUGGGGCAGCUGGUGGCCGUGGAAUAAAGAUGGGGAGAUCCCAGAGCUUAAAAACUACUGGAUUUACUGGAACGUCCUGUCCUGAGCCCCUCAGAUAUUCCUUCUGGGGCAGCAGGCCCGGGAGAGGGGGCAGAGGCGGCCGGUACAGCUAUUCCCAGAGCAGGGGGUGACCCUGGUGCUGCUCUGUGUCCUUGGGAGGUUGUGGCAUCCCCUCCCCUCCCGGGGCCACCUCAGGGCAGCUCAUGGCUUCUGGGCUGGGAUGGUGGCAGCAGAGGGUGUGUGGCUGUUGCUGUCACCUCUAAUCCAGGGUGGGACAGGGGAGGGCUGUGGAAAGGGGAAAAAAAACAACCAAGGCGGAUAACAUCAAAGGGCACGGGAUGCCGGGGAUAAAAAUAUCAAAGGGGCUCUGGGUGCGGUGCCGGGCUCUGCCACCUGCCCCCCCAGCUGUCCCCCUGUCCCCAAGAACCCUAAAAUUGAUGCCUGUGUGUCACGGCACAGUGUGCCUCCCUCUCUGCGGUGCCCCAGGGGGGCAGCUCUGCCCAGGGGUGUGGGGCCAUGGGUCAGAGCUGCCCCUGGGGGGGGGCUGACCCCAGGGGAAAGGCUGGUUUCUGGUUUAGCUCCCGUAGGGGUCACACGUGGCCAGGGAAAGGGUUUUUAGCAGCCAUUGGUGGGGGGGGAAGGCAGGUGAAGGGCUGGCUGCUUGGAGGGGAGGCGAGGGUCUCGGGGGGGAGCUGUGAGUUCCCCUCCCCAGCCCGAGGGAGGGCAGAUCUCAGAUCUUUCCUGGUGUCCCACCUCAGGUCACUGUGUGACACCGUUCGAGGGCUGUGACAUCGAUCCUCUGUGGUUCUUGGGGGUUUGGGCACACGGAGGGUCCCCACGCUGGCACCCACCGUCCCAGUCACCCACCCCCCCAUCAGGGUCUCCCUCCCCAUGUGGCCCCUUCCCUUCUCCUCUCCUCUGGGCCGUGUCACCACGGCAGCUCUGCCUUCCUUCUCCACGGCCCCUGAUGGCAGCCUUUGGAAAAAAGCUCCCCCCAAGUGCAGACAAAGUCCUUGCUGUCACCUCCCUCCCCCAGACCCCCCCCCGGUGACACGGGAUGGCCGGUGACACCCUCCCUGGCCGGUCCCCUCAUGUGCUGACGUGUGGAGGGGUCCUUGGUGCUUGCUGGGGCCACCUUGAGCAUCUUGUCCUUGUCCCCACCCCCUGUUGUAGGCAUUCUGAGUGUCCGGGGGCCGGGCUCUCUCCGGGUGACGCUGUGGGUGUUUUAAAUGUCAUGUUUUACUGAGCUUUCGGCCUUUCCUCGCAGACCUCUCCUCCCCGGGGGAGAGAACCCAACCCCAGCAGGGAAAUCGUGCACUUUCCUCCCUCCUUCCCAGGCCACAAAUAACACCCUCACCCCCUCCCUCCCUCCGGUGACCCCCGGCUGCUGGUGUCGUGGUGAGAGGCAGAGCCCGGGGGGGACCCCACACCUCUCCUGGUCCACGGGUGACCCCCAGGAGCAGGACCAGGCUCCCCCCGAGCUGCACCUUCUCCCCCAGCUCCUCGUCCCAGGCUGGUGGGGAAGAGAGGUCCCUUUUGGGUUUAUUUUGUUGGUUUUUUGUUGGUUUUUUUUUUUUAUUAUUUUCCUGUUAACCUUUCCUCCGGGCAAACUGGUGUGUGUGUGUGUGUGUGUGUGUGUGUGCCGUUGCCGUUCGUACUGGUCACGUCCCACCCUGCUUGUUUCAAUGACUGGAUUUUAGGCGGUUCCUAGCACUAAUAAAGGUUUUCCUCAGCGGA
Molecule: messenger RNA, 4668 nt
Organism: Calidris pugnax (ruff)
Lineage: Eukaryota; Metazoa; Chordata; Aves; Charadriiformes; Scolopacidae
Gene: THOP1
Product: thimet oligopeptidase 1
Exons: 13
Coding region: 217-2370 (717 amino acids)
Biological process (GO): peptide metabolic process; proteolysis
Cellular component (GO): mitochondrial intermembrane space
Molecular function (GO): metalloendopeptidase activity
Source: RefSeq, a predicted model, not a curated record